AUGGUCGCAGCCUCUGUUGCUCCUUCUCCCUGCCUGUCGGAGAGUCUCUCUCGCAGCCCCUCUGCCAGCCCGUCCCCCUGCCCGUCUCCCGCCUUUAGCACGCUUCUCGACCUGCAGCCUGCCUCCAAGCAUGCGGACGAGCCUCGCAAGAUGGGACUCCCGCCGAUGCCCAGCUCACCUAUCCCGCGCAAGAUGACGCGUAACCCUUUCGAGCGGUACCUCAGCGUCGAAGCUGCUCGUCAAGGCGGCAGUUGUGGGCUGCAAGCUCGGUUCGCUAUGGCUGUGGGUCGCGGCGGAAGGCAGUCUCGAUCUGUGGCGGAGAGUAUGGAGACGCAGGUGGACGAUGCGGACCACGAGAUGGCUGAGAGGGGGUUUUCUCCCGAGGUGCUGGGCCGGCCGCUGGUGUUAAAGAGGGGCGGGUCGGAGGUCAGCGUGGGUGGUGGUAGAAUGAUGGAUAUGGACGAGUGA
This is a messenger RNA of Sporisorium graminicola, 468 nucleotides long. RefSeq lists its product as uncharacterized. Bases 1 to 468 code for a protein of 155 amino acids. The transcript has a single exon. NCBI's taxonomy places the organism in Eukaryota, Fungi, Basidiomycota, Ustilaginomycetes, Ustilaginales, Ustilaginaceae. The record is from RefSeq and is a predicted model, not a curated record.